Molecule: messenger RNA, 6024 nt
Organism: Seriola aureovittata
Lineage: Eukaryota; Metazoa; Chordata; Actinopteri; Carangiformes; Carangidae
Gene: arhgef19
Product: Rho guanine nucleotide exchange factor (GEF) 19
Exons: 18
Coding region: 459-3332 (957 amino acids)
Biological process (GO): activation of GTPase activity; regulation of actin cytoskeleton organization
Molecular function (GO): protein binding; guanyl-nucleotide exchange factor activity
Source: RefSeq, a predicted model, not a curated record
AACAGCAGAGACCUGCAGACAGAUACAGAGGACGCUGAUUUAUUAGGAGUCAGAAACAGACAGGAAGAGUGAGUUAGUACAUGUCAGUGAGCACAGGUAUGCGCCGUGGACACCGGCUGGCUCAUUCACCCUGCGAUGGAUUAAGGAGGGAGGCGCUCGCAUGCACAGGCUGCAGAACAGAGCCCAGAGUCAGCCACAAGCAGAACAAGGAGAAGAAGAAGAAUCAGGCGUAGGAGCGGAGAUCUGAGAAAAGCUGAGCUGUGUUUUAAAAGAACAAAAGAAGAAGCUGAAGGAGGAGACGGGAGGAAAGAAGCCAGGAGGAACACAAGGCAGCAAUGGAUAGCAGAGUGGCUCAGUCUGACCCUGGGAUGGCCUGGAUUCACACACUGCUGCUGGCCACCAGCCAGCACACACACUAGACCGCUAACGCCAAUGAGCUCCCAUGUGUUCGUUCGGCCAUGCUCCCCGGGUAUGGAUUCUCACCUUUUCCUGAUUUCCAGCCCCACCUUCACGCUUUUCGCAGCCGAGGAGAGAGUCCCAGCAUGUGGAUCCCUGGCUCAGGAGAGUCCCAGGCUCUGAGCGAGGCCCAGGACGACAGGCCUCUCCUCCACCCGUGCCAUCACAAGCAUGUCGCCGUGUGCCAGCAGGAAACCCUGGCUUUUAUUGAGCUCCAACCACCAGUGACUCCUAAACUGAACGGCCUGGGCUCUCCGAGGCCAGCUGUUGUUCCAGAUGCACAAUAUAAAACACACUCGCUGCCACUGAAUGGUUUCAGACACACGCUGAAUGAACUGAAUGACAUGCAGAACGGCUGCCACGGGGCAGAAAAUGAACAUGAAACACUGACUUUGAACUCUCAUACAGCUGCUGCUGAUGGAGAGCGUGAACGCCGCAAUGGGACUGAAAAGCCACGAACCGUCACCACAGUAUGUCGUCCUCUCCACGCAGCUCUGAGCCUCCCUCUGUCGUUCCCUCUGUCCUCUCUGUACACAAACACAGACUCGUGGGAAUCUCAGUUACCUUCCUCACCUGAAGGUCCUGAGUUACAGAGCCCGGGCUCCCGCCGGCCACAGAGGAGGACAUCACAAGGUUCACUGAAGGAGAAGUCAAUCCGGCGAAAGAUGCAGGUUUAUUCUCCCGACAGCCCAAGCGAUGAAUCUCUCGGCAGCCCGAUCCUGGAUGCAGACUACAUCUUCCCUGGACCCUUUGCAUCUUUCCUGGAGGAGGACCUCAGUGGAUUAUCUUCCCUGGAGGCCGUUUCGAGUCCGUCAUCCACAGACGGCACAGCAGAUGACAUUUUUAAUCUGCCUGCAGAACCACUGCAGAUAAUAGAGGACUCGAUACUGGGGGCGAGGGAGGACGGCGGGAGCGUGGAGACGUCGAGUGCCGCAGGGGGGAGCUGUUUGUCACGCGGCCGUCAGGGGGACCAGGAGCGGCGGCGCUUCUCGGCCUCGGAGCUCAUCUCCAGACUUCAGCUGUCUCAGAGGAAGAACUCCUUCACCCUGAAGCUGGGGAAGUCUCUGUCGGCUCGGGUGGCCUCCAGGGACAGACAGAGCUCCAACAGCCUCAGCCCCAACCCUGACUAUAAGAACAACUCUAAGCACCGCAGCUCAGGAGGCUCUAGUGAUAGCGCCCCCCACAGUCCUGUAGGACCCGCGCCUCCUCUGCCCAGCAGUGACAGUGGGAUGCCUCUGCAUCGGUGGAGCACAAAACUCAGCAUGAGAAAGAAAUCCAUAGAAGAAGACUUCAGCACGCUUCCAACUGUUGGAACCUCCAAUCGCUUGUCAAGGUUUCUGCCUAGUUCGAUUCUGUACCAGGAAUACAGUGACGUCGCCAUCAACAGAGAGAUCCAGAGGCAACAAGGGAAGGAGCCGGGCACAGAGGAGGAGGGGCUGAGGGACGAGGGGUCCGACGGGACGCCGUCUCCAUCGAAUCUGUCUCCAUCCAGCUCCUUUCGCUCCUCCCGAGGUUCUGCCUUCGCGCUGUGGCAGGACAUACCUGACGUACGAACCAGCGGCCAGCUCGACAACUUCAGCAACGAGGAGAGGAAGUUACAGGAGGCAAAGUUUGAGCUGGUGACUUCUGAAGCGUCGUACAUCCGCAGCUUGACCAUCGCCGUGGACCACUUCAUGUUGUCGCAGGAGCUCGCCGACUGUCUCGGAGCGCAGGAUAAGCAGUGGCUCUUCUCCAAGCUGCCUGAGGUCAAAGACGUCAGUGAGAGGUUUCUUCAGGACCUGGAACACAGACUGGAGGAAGACAUCCUGCGUUUCGAUGUGUGUGACAUUGUCCUGAAUCACUGCCCGGCUCUGAGAAGGGUUUAUUUACCUUAUGUGACCAACCAGGCUUACCAGGAGCAGACAUACCAGCGUUUGUUGCACGACAACCCUCGUUUCCCCGGCAUCCUUGCUCGUUUGGAGGAGGACCCCAUCUGCCAAAGACUUCCUCUGACCUCUUUUCUAAUCCUCCCAUUUCAGAGGAUCACACGGCUUAAAAUGCUGGUGGAGAAUAUCUUGAAGAGGACGACGCCGGGCUCUCGGGAUGAGGACACCGCCACGAAAGCUUUCAACGAGCUGAAAAAGAUCAUCAAAGAAUGUAACUCCAGUGUGCAGUCAAUGAAGAGGAUGGAGGAACUUAUUCACCUCAAUAAGAAAAUUCAUUUUGAGGGAAAGAUCUUCCCUCUGAUCUCUCAGUCCCGCUGGCUGGUGAAACACGGCGAACUCCUGGAGGUCGACACUCAGACCAUGAGCAUCUCUGGAUCGAAGCUGAAGUUACCCACCAAGCCCGUGUACCUCCACCUGUUCAAUGACUGUCUCCUGCUGUCCAGGAGGAAGGAUACUUGGAAGUUCAUGGUGUUUGUACACGCCAAGAUAGGAGAGCUGAAAGUGAAGGAUCUCAGUCAGAAGCUGCAGGGCAUCUCAGGCUUCAUCUUCCACCUGCAGCUGUGUGAAGGCCAGCAGCUCAAACACCAGAUCCUGCUCAAAUCACACACCGAGAGCGGGAAGCAGAGAUGGAUCACAGCGAUGUUUCCAUCUGAUCCGCUCGAAGACAUCGAGCAGGCCAGUGAGAACGACGACAUAUCCCAAGUUCAGUGCAUCAAAAGCUAUCAGGCCCAAGAGCACGACGAGCUAACGCUGGAGAAGGCCGACAUCCUCCACGCUAAGACCAUGACGAGUGACGGCUGGGUGGAGGGCAUCAGACUGUCAGACGGGGAGCGGGGCUGGUUCCCCAAAACCUACGUGGAGGAAAUCACGAGUCGCAGCGCGCGCCUCCGAAACCUCCGGGAAAACAUCCGCAUCAAAUGUGUCACACAGAAACUGGAGGGAGAGGACUGACCACUUCUCCUGAAGGUGCAUUUCAGUUAGCUAAGUUUCAUUUUUAAGCUUCUGGAUCAUUGUUUUGAUUUUAGAUGGAUGGUGGGACCUUCGUAUGUGGUAUGCAGGUUCUAAAACAAGCUAAUAUUUUUAGCUGUCUCAUUUCCUUUAGCAUGCUAGCUGUGGAUACAUUUUAAAAGCUUCUACUGCUCCUUUACAAGUUUAGUAUAACAGGCUUUUAUACAAUAAAAGUCUGUUGAUUCACAUUUUAUCAGCAGUUUUCGCCGCUCUGCACUUCCUACACUUUGUAUGUGCAAUUACUUUAUGCAUGCUUUCUGGGUAUGCAUUUCAACACCAUUUUAAAAUCAGAGAAAAACUUCAAGCAUCUCUGUUGCACAUUCAGCAGCACAGCCAGUACGAGUAAGCAGCUCGUAGCACGUAGCAUGAGGCUAACUCGGAGUCUGUGACUGCAGACUUCAGCCCCUCUUUGUGCAGUAAACUCUGAGCAGUGCAGGAGAUUCAUUCAUGUUUCGCUACCACACAACAGUCACCCACACACCUGCUGCUGAGCUGAUCAGACACUUCAAAGGCUUUUUAAUCUUUCAUCUUUGUUCUCGCUGCUUUAAUUUCACUGCACUACAGCGUAUCAGUUCAUUUCCCUCCUUGUUAAAAUAAGCUCCAUUAGAAAGGAUGACCCCCACCCUGUAUGGACUGUAAAUGGUUUGUAGUUACUGCAUGCACAUGGUGGUUUAAAGAUGAAUUUCACAGUUCUGCUGUAACAUGAAUGAAGAGCAGAUGAUCCUCUUUACAAGGCUGCACUACACUAAUACUUUUUUUGUCAGCGCUGUAAUCCCAUUAAAGGAUUAGUCCGACUAUAUUCUGUAUUUUUAUUAUCGUCAACAAAGUCCAUGAACAGACCAGAGCCUACAUGUUUUGUCUGUCGCAGCUUAAUGGUGCUUAUUCCUCUGUUCCAUAGUGAAAUCCACUCACACAUCCUGCUGCUGUAAAUACUGACUAGAGCAGCAGUUCCCAACCUGUGGUCCAGGGCCCACUGGUGGGCGCUGAAGGUAUUGCAAGUGGCCCGAAAAAUUCAUUUGCAAAACAGAACAAUUUUGGUGAAAAGAUGUAAUCAUAAAUAAAUGGAUAAAUAAAUGAAAAUAUAAAUACAGUUUUUAAAUAUUUUAAAACAGUAUUAUCCUGUUUUCAGUUCAGUCCUAAAUGUUUGAUCAUUACCUUUAAAAUAAAAAGUUACCGAGUCAGAAGUGGUGCCAUGAGUUGGAAAAGGUUGGGAACCACUGGACUAGAGCAUCUAAUGUGUAUUAAUCCACCGCUGAAACUAGUCCUUGACAGUUUCACAGUUCACUCCUGUUUGAGUAACAUUUGCUAAGAACUACAGUUCCCAGUUUAGGCUGCACAACUAAUCCAAAUAUAAUUGAAAUCACAAUUUGGCAAAGUGCAAUAUCCAAAUUGCAGGAGUUCUUCUGAUAAAGGUAAAAUGUGUCACAUUGUUGUGCAUUGUUAUUACCAUCAGUGUUGUGGUGCUACAGAGACUCCACAACCUACAAAUCAUAUUCUCCAGAUGUAAAGGAAAAAUGUUUGUUUUGUACAAGACCAACAAAAAUCACAUCACCAGCAUUUUUACAUUUUUACAAAAACUAAAAAUUCCAACUGAAAUCAUGACUCAGAUCACAAUCACAAUAUCUUCACAAAAAUCACAAUAUGAGUUUUUUUCGUAUCGUGCAGUCCUAGUGUCCAGAUACUGGAUAUUAUAGAGAUUUUUUGUUAAAAUAAAUUAAACUUUAUGUUUGUGACGUGUCUGUUUUUAAAGACCUUACACCUUCAGUAGGAACAAAUGAGUUUGGGGCUGAAACGUACAUUGGAAAGUGAAGAAAUGAACUUACACAUUGUAGGUUUUGAUCUUUUCAUGGCAUUUGUUGACAGUAAAAGUAAAUAAACUGACUCUAGCUUUGCCCUUUAAAACUGGGAAGUGGAAAAAAAAUACCAAAUUUACCUUGGAACGCAUUAACGUUACCCACCUGUGUGGUAAAUAUGCAAAUUUAUCUUCAAAUGUACUAAUUAUAAAACUUUGACAAGCCCCAGUUUAGCACCAGUUGAAUGAAAGCUCGACAUUAUUGUAUUACACUAAUAAUACAGAAUAAAAUAAUGCAGUUUUACAAAAAGCACUGAUUCAUAUUGAGGCCGACGUCAUUCACACCAUUCCCCUCGUUAAAUGUAGAAAUCCCCAGAUGAUCAAUAGCACAGUGUAACUGAGCUGAGACCUGUUGUUAAUGAACCACUAUAAUCAACAUUCAAAAACUCGACCAGUGGCACAUGAAAUGUUUGUAACCCUACUUUUUUUUUCUAUAUCUAAGUUGUUAGUUGUAAUUUAAGUGGUUGCUGUUGCAGCAUGUGUAUUUAUACUCCUCUAGCUGGUUGUUCUCUAAGGAGAUUCUGAUGUAAAUUGAAUUUUACUGUAGAUGGCUUCAUGUAUAAAGCGUAGAAAAUGGUUCAUUUACUUUUUUUUUGAAGAUAAUUUAUAUGAAAAAAAGAUGUAACAGAUAUUAUGACAUUCCAUAUCUAUAAACGUUGCAGUCAGAGUAAUUUCUAAUACCAUGAUGAAUAUAAAUACUGUAAUACACUGGAUGUUUACUGGAUUUCUCCACACUACUGUAAAUGUUUAACCACUGAAAUAAAAACUGAUUCUUCCAUUUUA